CAGCCCAGGCAAUUCCAAGUUCCAGUCCCUGACCCCGAGCACAAGUCUUUCAGGCUGUUGGAAGCCAUGCCGGAAGCUUCCGACGAGAGGCCGCUGCUGGAGGAGACAUGGCUGCAGGUCUUCACCUUCCUGGAGGUGCCGGAGCUCUGCCGCGCGGGGGCGCUGUGCUCCAAGUUCCGCGCUCUCGCCGCGGACGAGGAGCUUUGGCGACGACUUUGCAAGCGUCGCUGGGCAGGCAAGCAGUGGAUGCCGCUGGACCUCUUCCGCAAUGGUGACUUCCGUGGCCUACGCCUCAGUGUCCCAGAGCUGCGCUCCCUGCUGAAGCGCCGUGACGUGGACAUCGCCGGCGCGACGGAGAAGUCGGAGCUGAUAGGAGCCUUAGAGGCGUCCACCCGGCUACGAGGUGCGGAGUGUACGUUGUCGAUUCCCGGCAAGUGGAAACGAAGCUAUGCCUGUGCAGAACUGGACAGCAAGAGGAGCAACAUCACGACAGAAGAGGUCUCCCACUUCCGGUGGCACCUGGUGUACCACGGCCGUUCUUCCAGCAUGGGCUUCAGGCACUUCCAGAAGAACGGCACCUUUGUCUCCCCUCACUUCGGCGAGAUUGGAUGGUGCCUGGAAGAUCAGGGCCGCCUCUUCACCCUGCAGGGCAUGGAGCCUCUACAGGUGCACAGAGAUCCAGACAAUUGGGGCUGGAUCAUUGGUUUCAACACCAACACUGAGUACCACUCGGUGGAGGUGGAUGAGUCAUGAGCAGGCGAGUUGAGUUAGCAUGAGCAGCUCUUGGGCUGAUAGGGCGCACCAAAGAGUGCACCCAGGAAGCAUUGCACAUCCUGCUCCUUGAAACAUUGUGUCAUUCGCAUGGCAUUCAAAA
Molecule: messenger RNA, 874 nt
Organism: Effrenium voratum
Lineage: Eukaryota; Dinophyceae; Suessiales; Symbiodiniaceae
Source: the annotation of a GenBank genome assembly